AUGGAGGUCUCCAUGGGGUCGGGUCGCCUUCACCCGAUAAGCCAUGGCUCUGGUACCGCCGGAAACCGGAAACCUCUUCAUACAUCAUUGCACAACCAGAUACUCAGCACGGACGACUUAGGCGAUGUUCAGAUACUGAAUAUAACUAGCAGUCAUGGUUGUGUAGACGCUCUACAACCUACCAAUAUCACCUGUCCGUGCGAGGAGAAACACCAGCACCGUCAUCUGGCCAUAGAGGUUCCUAGCUUAGACCGAGUUCUGUCCAAAUCACGCCAUAGGCACAAACACAAGCAUAGCAAAUCCAUCGAUAGUCGCUUACCCCGGAAAAAGAGUCAACUUGUGACAUCGACUACCGCCAGAGGUCUGCUGCCGACGUGGCCCGUUAUGAAAGACAAGGAGAACGAUGGGGAGACUGGUCUCCUCCGACCGAUCACGCAUCAAACGAUACGGUCGCGUUGGCGGUCAGAGUCCACCACAGGCUUGAAUGACGGAAGCCGAAGGGGGAGCUUGCUCGAGGGACUGGAUACAAACACUAAGCUUGGUCCGAUCGCACGUCAAGAAAUUCAGUUGAUGGGAGAUCUGGAGCAAGUGAGAAGUAGACGGAAAUACGGGGAGGAGUAUCUAAGGUCCGCUUUGUCGCUCAUCGGAACACUUGCUACAGACAUUACACGCAGGUUGGAUUAUACAUACUAUAACCUUCUGGAGAAGGUGGCAGCUUUGAAUGCGACACUGUCAUCCUUCCAGGAGCUAUUAAGCUCUACAUCAAGUCUCUUUGCCGACUUUGAGCGAGAAACAUCGAGUCUGGACCAGGAAAUCCGGAAACAGAUCGGAGAGCUCAAAGAGUUCCAGCCGCAGUUCAAUAGAAUAGAAGCUUUGGAAUCUCGCAUGAAGCUAGGGCGAGUGAAAGCGCAGGAACUCAAUGAUCGACUUGAAACAAUGAGGGAUGAGAUUGAUCGCUGGGAGAAGAAAGAAAUGGAUUGGCAGGAUCGCGUGAAUCGACGGCUCCGCAUGUUCUGGGCCUUGGUGGCAGCAGGUGUAUUUGCAAUGCUCCUGGUCAUUGCCAUUCAAAACAAGAAUACAAUACUAUCUCCAGCUCCUCCUAGCAGCAUGAAUUCGGCCACGGCAGUCGUGGGACAUAGUGCUCGGCACGAUGACAACCACAAACCAAAGGGGCGAAAUAGUCACACGUGGAUCAAACAACCAACCCAGACUACUUUGCCGCAGGAAUCCGGUAAUUCGAAGCCUACAAACGACGACCCGUUGAUUUUCCUUGAUGAGCUAUAAGAAUGUCCUGUGUGUACACUAUCGGAACCUCGAAUCCGUUGCGUUUCUAUUGGAUUUUGCAUGCAUGAAGACAUGAUACUCAUUUGCAUCCAAGCAUUUGAUUUAGAACAUUAAGCGUUCAACUUGCCAUUAUAUAUAAGAUCAUCGAGACAG
Molecule: messenger RNA, 1437 nt
Organism: Aspergillus homomorphus CBS 101889
Lineage: Eukaryota; Fungi; Ascomycota; Eurotiomycetes; Eurotiales; Aspergillaceae
Exons: 3
Coding region: 1-1284 (427 amino acids)
Source: RefSeq, a predicted model, not a curated record